Molecule: messenger RNA, 378 nt
Organism: Lachancea meyersii CBS 8951
Lineage: Eukaryota; Fungi; Ascomycota; Saccharomycetes; Saccharomycetales; Saccharomycetaceae
Source: the annotation of a GenBank genome assembly
AUGUCUGAAGAUAAGAUGGAUCUAGACGAGCAACAGGUGGGCCAAGAAGAGGUUCAAGAAGACGCUGUGGGCACGGUGACAGAGAAAGAAGAGGAAGCUCGUCCUAAGAAACGGUUCGAAGUGAAGAAAUGGACCGCGGUAGCAUUCUGGUCGUGGGACAUUGCUGUGGAAAAUUGUGCGAUCUGCAGAAAUCAUAUAAUGGAACCCUGCAUUCAGUGCCAGCCUACGGCGAUGACAGAUUGCGAGACAGAGUGUGUGGCAGCGUGGGGUGUGUGCAACCACGCAUUCCACCUGCAUUGCAUCAACAAAUGGCUUCAGACUAGAAACGUUUGCCCACUGGAUAACCAGCCCUGGCAGUUUGCCAAGUAUGGAAGGUGA